Caenorhabditis auriculariae is the source of this 11100-nucleotide messenger RNA. The record is from the annotation of a GenBank genome assembly. NCBI's taxonomy places the organism in Eukaryota, Metazoa, Nematoda, Chromadorea, Rhabditida, Rhabditidae.
AUGAUGAUAGAUGGAGCACUCGAUCAACGUUUGGAUUCCAAGAGACAAGAAGAAACCCAUCGGAAGACCACCAGCCAGAUGGGCAGACCACUUCCGGAAGAACAUCAGCCGUCUUACAUUGGAUUACCGCGUCGAGAGACAUGGAAGCAUGAAAGACGGGUGGUCCGCGCUGACAGCGAAGACGGACCAUCAAAGUAUCCAAGUAAGUAAAUAACUCCUUAAAGUUCCAGCAAUUUUUCAAACGUCUUUCUUCUUCUAACACUUCAACUCACCAUUUAGAAGUCUUCUGGAAUGUUUGACAUGUGAAAAGCUUUCUACUACCUUUGGAACACCUUGUCAAUGCCUUCUCAGGACCUUCUAUUGACCUUCCAACCUCCUUCCGAAAACCUUUCCAGGAUUCAUUCGAGUUCGUUUUUUUAAGGCAAAACGACGAUCUUCGCUUCUGUGACUACAGUAUCUUUCGCGUCGAUUAAUAAUUGCGCGUGACAAUAAUCGUUUAAUAACGCCGCCUUUAUGAGUCGACUGGAAGCUGUUAGAAGGAAAAAGAUCAAAGAAGGCGUUGUUCGAGGAUAAUCUUCACGCGCAAUAAUUAUUCCACGCGAAAAGACACUGUAGCUACCAGAGCGGAAGUCGCUGCUAAAAAUUCAAAAUUUUAAAAGGUUUUCUUAGUAUUGUUUGAACCCUUUUGCAGAACCCUAACAUCAGGUUUGACAGUAAAAAAUUUUGUCAGGCGAGAAAAAGUUUUCCUUGAUUAAAUGAGACUGCUCUACUGAUUCUUAUCACUUCGAUAACGCCGCUCGGUCAGUAGACCGGAAAAGGAAAUAAUCGAUCAAAAGAGGAGACUUUGUACUUCGAAAAAAAAUAAAGUUAGUUAUCUUUUUCGCUGAGAAUGAAACAAGUGGCUUCUAUCACAUUCAAUAUUUUUUUCGAGGGAGUUUCCACGCACUGAAAAGAGCUUGAUCGAUUUUUUUUCCCUUAAAGUGAGGAGCUCAACUGGUGCGCCGUAGCGCAACAGGUUGUGUGCCUGAAUACGGUCCACAGGGUAAUAAGUUCGAUCCCCGCCUCGACUCAACCAAGAGGUUUAAGAAAUGUUGGUAGUGAGAAACCACGACUUCAAAAACCCCAGUCGUCACACACAUGUGUCACUAGAGGCGACCACGGUAUGACUCUACAAUCUACCUACUUAUCAAUGCCGACUGCUGACGGUUGGAGAGGCCCCCAUCAGGCGACACAAAAACGCUCUCCGGCAUCGGCGAAAGAGCGGCCAACAAGACGAUUACCCUACUUGAAUGUGUUGUGGGAGACCUCAGGCAAAUAAUAAGGGAACUCGAAGGAAAAUGGGCAGAAAAAAUAGGUUUCGAGACAAUUUGACAUUGUAUAGAGCUCUUCAUUGCGUUUCGAUUUGUUUACUAGGUCCACUAGUUUGGAAGACGACUAGUUUCAGUACAAAAUCGUUUUUUUUUUUUAAAUUGAAAGGAUCCUACUAGUAAACGGUUCUUUUUUGGUACGUUCUUCAUGCAAAUAGAGAAACUUUAUUACCUUUGUGGACAUAUUUUCUUGCAUGAUUAAGAACUGCGGUAAUUAUUUUCAAAUAAAGCUUUUUUACUGAUAAUCAAAGACUUUCCUUGUUCUUAAAUUUCAAAAUACGACUUUUUCAACUUUUUUGUUUCCAAUAGACUUCUAGAGAACUUUUUUUAAAAUUUUUUUCGUAAUUUUUUUCAAUUUUGGUGAUUAGCUCAUAGUAAUAGAUUUGGCGUUCUUUCAAUUGGCAGGUUUUUUUGUGAGAAAAAGUUCUCUCGUGUUUCUUAUGAUACAGUGAACUACACUAGACGUUUCGGAAAUCGAAAUAACGAAGAAAAAUCAGUUUUCGAGCUUUCUCCGCACAUCUUCCGACGGGCUAUUUAUCAGUACUUAAUUACGUUUGUCAGAUAACUCUUCUUGUUUAUGAAUAUUCAUACCUAAGACUACCUACUACGGAAGUUUGGUCCAGAUCACCUCAAACACUUAUCUCGCAAAUAAAAGUUUUUUUUUUCUCAUUUACAAGUAAUUGUCAAAAAUUGAUUGAAAAGCGUUUCAAAAGUAUGCAAUCUUUUUCGCGUCUGCGCAGCAUUUUGACGAUGUCUUAUUAGGGGUCCUCCAACUCUCGACGGCGUUCUCUGAAGUCAAGUAGGUGCUCUGUCGCAAGUCGCAAGUCGCUAUUCCAUUUUGCAAUUUUUCGCUUGAUAGCCCUUUUUUAAUAUUUUUUCUUCUUGUUUUUUGAUAAUGAUUUUGAUCUUGAUUUUUUGAUGAUUUUUUGAUCAGUUUCACUAAUUAUCAGGAUAGGACCCUCGCUAAUCGACUUGGGGCGCCGACGCCGCUCGAGCGGUACAAAGGGAGAAGAAAAAUUUUUCAUGGAUCAAUACAAUGUGUAUGAAUAAUACUUUUUGUAAGAAGUAUUAGUUUUAUUGGGACGGAUUUUAACUACGAACUGUCGUUCAACGGGAAACUUUUAUGAGCUUAUAAAACUAAAUGAUAAUGCAAAAACUUCAAAAAAUAAAUAAAGUUUUUUUUACUUCGAUGAUAUCGCACUCUAUUAUUUGAAAGCUUUCGUGCAUAUUUUGGGCAUUCUUCUCACAAUUUUUAGAAAGGGACACCAUGUUGGUUGCUCUAGCCACGCCUCCUUUGAGCCGCGCCCCUUGUUAUCUUGCACAUCUGCCUAGUGCUCCGGUUCUCCCGCCCCCCAAUUCCAUAUUUUUCUCGUUCUUAGUUUACUCUCACCCUCGCUGUCUUUUUAGCAAAGGCUUUAGAAGUUUUUAUUAUUUUUACGAGCGUUCUUUAAUGGACUGGAAAUCGAACCAGCCUAGCCGGUAAUCCCCGAACACUGGACUACGCUUCCAACUUGGAUUCGAUGUCUUACGGAGAAAUCGGAAUCUUUCUAAACGAGGUCCCAAUAGAACACAAUUUCCGAAAGUUCAUAUAUCUUCAAAACUAGAAGCAACCAUGCGCAUUGCUUUUCCAUUCCAACAAAAAAAAACCGAACCCUUUGCCAAAAUGACUUUGCAUGUUCCAUAGUAAAGUCCGAAAGUUUGCAGUGAACUCCUUUUUUUUCCGCUUUUUUCAGUUUUUAAAAAUCGCCUCUUCUCUCAUUCUUUUUUUUGUUGAUUUUGUGUCUACCAACGGAAAAAAACAUUUUUUUCUCAAAAGAAUUUUUUUGUUUAUGUUUAACGGAACACAUUCAAUUUUCUAGAAAUUAGAAGUUUUUCAACUCCCCAUCAGCUUACAUGUAUGUUCAGGAAAAAAACUUGAUAAUAAAUCCAAAUUUGAGAAAUGAAGAUACACUGUCUUUCUGAAUAAAAAAAACAACAUUGAGCUGUAAUUUUAAAAUCACUGUUAAACUCAGUUUUUGUCACAAUUAACCAUGAAACCAAGCGUUUGCAAGAUAAAUCCCAUACAAAAAAAAAAUGCGUUUUCUAUCAUGAUUGAAUUAAAAAAGUUUCAUAUCGGUUCACACUUAUCAUCUUUAACAAACAGAGGAGAAUUUCAAAAGUGGCGCCUCCAACGUUUGGUGCAUACACGGUUCACGCUCACGACCAUUUGCAGACUCUGAACUCCUUUUGUCAUCAUUUUUUUUGUGUAGACAUUCUGACAUGAAUUCAUCACAGCAUACUUUUUAGUUUUUUUCUAUAUGAUAUAUCUCUUUCGUUUUCCUUUUUUACCACUUCUGAAUCAUUUUGAACUUGUAUUAAAAGUUGUUUAACAUAAAAUUAUUCCAUCUCGAUUAUUCAUCGAUUUUUUACAUUCUUUUUUGAACGAAAAUUAAAAUAAACUUUUUCAGCACACACUCAUUUCUCUUGCGGCCGGCUUUUCCAUCUGUUCGUGAAAAAAAUGGUGAGUUCAGUCCAUUUCAACUUUUCCUUCGAAUUGUCUUUUUUUCAGGUGUGCUCGAACUUGUGUUUUAAACUAUAGGUUUCAACCGUCGAUCUUAAAUAUCGGCAAUUUUACUCACCUGGGUCUUGCUUGCAGUCCCCAGGCUUCUGACCUUUUUUUUUGUUUUCUAAAAUAUACUUUCUCCCCCUGCGGUACGGCGUAGCUGCCGACCCCGGGUAUUGGAAUUUAAAAUUUUUUUUUUAAUUCAGUUAUCUGAAAAUUUUUUCUCACCUGGGCGUAAAGCAUGAAUGAACCGCAUGCUUUCCCCAGGCCUUUUAUUUUUGAUCAGAGAGUUAAAAAAAUUGUUAAAGUUAAAAAAAGAAAAAAACCACGAGCCGGCCGCGAUAAAAAAAGAGAGGAAUGCACGAAAGAAAAGAAGAGAAGAUGUACAAGAUGGAGAGAAGGCCAAAAAGAAUCAACUACUAAUUAUUUAUCGAUGUGAGUUUUUUUUUUCCCAUUUGUCUAUAUAACACGAUUGCGAUUACUAAAGAACUUGGUCACACAUUUUCUUAAAGGUUCUAGAUAUCAGGCGUCUUGAGCCGAGAUUCGCGGCCUGAAUUCAUGAAUUUGUAAGGAACAAUACUGAAUUUCGGUCUAUUCGGCCGAACUUUUUGGGGGUAGGCCGUACAUCGGGGUGGGAUCCAGCCGACAUAGGGUUGAAACUCAAUUGGAACCAAUAAAAAAUUCAAACCGAAAAGAAAUGGAUUAUAAUUUAGAAAGAGCAUUGAAAACAUGCUCCCUUGUUUGCUGUAAUUUUGGAAUUUAUAAAAAGCCUUGAAAUUUUCUGAUUUCUCUACCUUCUUUUUAUCUCUCAUGAGUUUGUAAGUAGAGUUCUCAAAACCAAACGUUUGAACGAACGUUCAACCAAAAAUUUUUCAAACUUUUAUUGAAACCGACCUUUGAUUGAAAUUUCGAAAUCGAACAUUUGAUCGGAACGAAAAUUCAUUCAAUGUUUGAAAAAAGUUUGGUUGAAAAACCAAACGUUCGUUUUUCGGUCGGAAAAAUCAGUGGACGAGACCUUACGAGACUACGAGGACAAAAAAAUUUCUAAUCAUCGUCAUCAGAAAUUAAGUUUGUUCAUUUUGAAGUUUUUUGUGCAUAAACCCUGCUGUGUCUACCGCUAGCUUUACGGGCACUUUUUCAUAAACAAGCCAACAAUUUUGACAAAGCGGACGUAAAAGGAAAUAGCGUAAUUUUGAAUUUUUCCCGACAAGCAGAAGCUGUUUCUAAAUGAAUAAUAGCCUACUAUCUUUUGAACCGUGAACUUUUUGAACCGAAGGAGUAUAGACGAUUUACGGCUGGCUUGGGACGCAAAAAGGCGUGGCCUGUCUGCACUCUCCACCAAUCAAGGCACUGUCUCGUCUCUUUUCGUGGCAGGACCCUUUUCUCGACGGCUCAAGCCAGCCGUGAAUCAGCUAUACCAAACGAACCCAAAAAGUGAUCUUUUAAACCUAAUGGCGUGUUCAUCGGACAAAACGAAAAUUGCUUCGAAACGCGAAAAAAACCCUCCAAAACAAAAAUUAGUACUGUUUUGGAGCAACUUUGGCGCGCCGAUGAACACAAUUUUUCGUUUUGAAGCAUGUUCCGUUUCUCCAAUGAACACGCCAUAAUAAUAUUUUUGUCGUGUAAGUUGUUUGAGGUUGAGAAAAAAAGGUUGACAAAAUAUCAUUUUUUGGGUUCAAUUGAUACUCCUUCGGUUCACAGAGAUCAUUCGGUUCGCAAAUAUCACGCUUCAAAAGAUAAUUGGCCUCUUGUGAAUGUAACUCCCGAAAAAAAGUUUUUGAAUAAAUGUUCAACCAAACUUAUCCGAGCUCUAAUUAAAAAUUUUAAUUCCAAGUUUUAGUCAAAACAAACGUUUGUCCAAUUUUCGAAAAACAAACGUUUGUUUUUCGAUCGGAAAAAGUUUUAUCGAAAAACCAAACGUUCGUUUUUGUUUGAAAAAAGUUUGGUCAAAAUAACAAACGUUUGUUUUUCGGCCAGAAAACGUUUGAUCAUAACUUGAACGAUUUGAUUGUGGCCGUUUUAGAUCAAUGUUUGAAAAUGAAAUUUGUACGAAAUGUUGAAAACGAACUUUCAUUUUUUCAAACGUUUGGUUUUGAGAACUCUAUUUGUAAGCUAGCAAGGUGAGAGAGAAGAAGGCGCAGACAGGUCAGACAAGUUGGGAAGAGAUUUAUUGAAGUCGAUUUUUAGUGAUGAUGAGGAUGAUGAUGGAGAAGAUGAACAUCGGAGUGGAGCAAGGCAACAAGACGUUGGACAGCAAGAAGGUCAAGAAGGACAGGAAAAGGAAGGAAAUGAACAAGUCUUGGACCGUCAGCCGGAAGGAAGGGAAGAAGGAGAGCUCGAAACGAGGUAAGUCUUUUUAAUAUUUGGUAUUUAACUCGACAAGUAAGAGAAAACGUCUUUUUUUUUCAUUUACUGUAGAAAAUCAACGAUUGAUUUUUCAAUUUCUCCCUAAUUUGCUGAAAAUCUGAAUUUUAUCAGAGCAAAUUUCUAUUGAACUUUCUAAUUUCACUGCCUUCUUUCUUUCUCUCUAAGCUAGUUCUAUGUAUCUAUGAUUAGUUCGGUGAGAGAGAAGAAGGCGCAGACAGGUCAGAGUUUUCAAGAAAGGGUGAAAUAGAGUUGAUUUUCAGUGACGAUGAUGUUGGAGAAGGCCGAGUGGAGGAAAGAGAAGAACGAGAAGGCCACGUAUUGCGAGAAGAGGAAGUAGAGAAAGAAAUGGAAGAGGAGGAAGCACAAGAGCAAGCAGUGCAAGAGGAAAGACAGGAGCAAGAAAAGGAAGAGCAAGAACGCGAAGUUUUGACCGGAGAAAAUAAAGAACAGCCUGAAGAAGUUGUGCAACCACGAGAAGAAGAAGGAAAUGCGAAACACUCGGAGAAGAACAAGUACAAGAACAACAACAAGAGCAAGAACAAGAACGAGAACGAUAACGAGAACAAGAAAAAGAAAAAAUUGGAGAAGAACGAGAACAAGGACCUUCUUCCGAUGAAAAUAGACUCCUUCUCCUUGGCCUUGAAAAUGGGCCUCCAGAAAACGAGAAGUCCGGCCGGCCUCAAUCGAGGUAAUUUUCAAAAAUCCCUUCAAGCAAAAAAAGUUUUUUUCCAAGAUAAAAGUUAAUUUUCAGCGACGGAAGAAAAGAAGAAGGUGAAGAGGAGGAAGAAAGUCUGGGAGCUGGAAAAGGGACUUCUUCCGUUGGGAAUGGAAGUCUUCAGCUUGAAAAAGAGUCCAUGAAGAAGAAGAAGCAGCCAAGGUAAUUUUCAACUGAUACAUAUGAAAAGUGUGACUGUUUUCGUUAAAGGUUCCGUUUUCAUUCUUCCUUUCUUUUCCAAGUUCAGUAACGUGCAAUAAGAUAUACAAUUUCACUUUUUUCGUCAUAACUUUUGCAGGAGUUGUCCAAUUAUUGUCAAACUUUCUACAGUUGUUUUCUGAAGAUCCAGUAUGUUAACACAAAAAAUCAGCUAGGUAGCUAAUUAUUGUAGUUAGUUAUAGCUUGAAACCUGGAAUCAGCAGAAAAUCCGAAUUUCAAAAUUUUUUUUUUGUUGAUUCACGCUAAGAAACAGGGGUUGAACACAUUUUUAUGGUUUAUUGAAGUCAUGAAUUCAUUAUACUAUUGCUUGCUUCUCUGUUAAACUGUUACCCAGAUCAAAAAAAGCUUCGGACGUUAUCCCAAUCCGUCUUCCCCCGAGUUUAUUACGGCAACCGUUGCACGACCGAGUUAUCUUUUUCCAAAGAGUACGGUAUUUGAAAAUGUGCACUUCAUGUGUGCGCGUGUUGGCACAUUCUGAAGGGCCCCUCUCCGUGUUUUCUCUUUUUUAUUUUAGAUUUCUUAGCUUUGUUUCAUAAAAGUCAUAAUGAAUAGAUGUAAAUAAACUGUUUCCUAGGUCCAUUUGAAAGAAUUGAAAAAAAACGGAGAUGGGACUUAGAUUGUGCGAACACGCUGAGUGCACAUACCGAUUGCGGACUUCACCAUACAGUACUCUUCGGAAAAAAAAAGAAAAAUUUCCCUUUUUGUAGCGCCCAGCGAAAAUUUCGGAUGAACUGACUGACUUUUAAUUUUUUUUUUUCUGAAGAACAAAAACAGAUUGAAGAACGAAUUCUCAGUUUACCGGGAGGAACAGAAGAAGUUGAAAGAGGCCGCGAAAUAUGAAGCUAUAGCACGAGCUCGAGCUCAAGCAGAAGCUGAAGCACGAGCUCAAGCUCAAGCAGAAGCUGAGGUCCUAGAGCAAGUCCCGCCUUCAGACGAAAGGAUCGAAGAAGGUGAGAACGAAAAGGAUGUUCAAAAGGGACAGAAAAUAGUAAAUUUUGACGAGAAAAGUAUUUUUUUUAUCAAAAGAGCUAAACCUUUGAAAUGAAACGAGAAAAAUUAGUCUGCUCGGAUUUUCAAUGUCAAGAACAAUGACGUCAUUGAAAAACGCUCUGUGGAUGGCUCGCUUACUGAUUGAUUUUUCGAGCCAUUAGGGGCGGACUUCUGGAAAAAAUCUGAGCAGUCUAUAAGUCUUCAUACGAUUUUCAUUUUCAGUGGCUGCAGUUCACGAUGCUUCUGAAGCUGGAGAAAGUGCUCCGCGAGCAGAAGGAAAAGGACGGGAAAAAAGAUACCUGGCUCCAGAAGAAGGCGACGAAGGUCAUCCGUAACUGAAAAGGCAGAAAAGAAAUCAAAACGACGAGCCCCUGGAAGAUGACGUCAGCUCACGGCAAGUCGAAAGUUCUUUUUCGGGGCCGCACUGGGAAUGGCUCGAGCUAUAAAAAUUCCAACCGUUACGAUUUGAGCCAUCCCAUAUGUGGCUAUAAACUGAUUUUAUGCCGUGUUUAAUUUGAUUACGCAAAAUGCAAAAUGUUCUCUGACUCUCCAAAAUUUAGUGAUCUUUUCCUUUCUCUAAAGGAUUUUUUGCAUUUCGCGGAAUCAAAUUGAACACGGCAUUAUAAACAAUUUCUUUUUCUGAUAAUCUCCAGAAAUUGCCAAAGUUUGAAAAUUCAUCUCAAACCCUUCAAUACACCCUUACUAGCUCAUUUUCUCAACCUUUUACAGAAAAAUAUUCAUUUCUGGCCCUUCGUCUUUUUCUGGAAUUUUUCCGACUUUUUUUUCAACUUUUUUUUCUUCUCUUGAAUAGAACCUUGAAAGGCUGUUUUUUUUCCGGAACUUUGAAGUAUUUCUGAUAAAAAAGCCUUAAAAAAAAAUUUGCCAAAAACUACUUCUGCUUUUUUCAUUUCCUUGAAGACAUCUAAUUUUUUUCCCUGACUUUUCAUUUUAAAGAAUACAGAUGUUUAGCUCAAGCACGUAAUAAGAUAAGAUUCAAAGGCAGAAAAAAAAAAGGUUUGAGAAGCAAGUUUAAUAAUUCCACCUGUUGGACAAUUUUCCGUAGACGCUGUACUAUGUUAUGAGAGUUUUUCGGGAAGUAACCAUUUUUGGCAUUUUCAGGGACCUUGAAAGAGAACAAGAAGUCGGUCAGUUCGGGUCCGACUACGAAUGUUGUCGACAAGGCGAAUUCGAACAUCGCCGCAAUGAUGACGACGACGACGCCCCCUCGAGGCAUAUUUUCAUUUUUUUUAAAAAAAAGGCACCUAAAAAUAAAUUGAAAGACUCUCUUCCCAUUUUUGAAGUUUGAGAAUCCCUUGAAGAAAAAAUUUUAAAAAAACCGUUCUUCCAAAGCCCACAAUCUGAGAAAUUUUCAAUGACCCUUUGAGGAUUUUCUAGUGGUCACUAUAGUAGUCUGAGUGUGGCCUCUUUAGAAGUCUGAGCGGUACUACUAGACCACUAAAAAAAUGCUCCUUUAAAAAGUCGAUGUAUUUUUUCAAAAAAUGCUUCAAUGAAAAAACUUUUUAAGUAGUUUUAGAAGCAAAUGUCGAAAAAAUAUAAUAUUGAAAAGCCGAAAAGUUAUUUUAUAUUCCUAAAACAAACCAAAACUUGGAAAUUCAGCUCCGCCUUGGUAGCCAAUCAGCCGCGUCAAAGCAGUUCUUCGAGGUUUUUUUCUGGAAUUGUAAAAAAAUAUUUUCAUAUUGUCUUUGAACCCAAUAUUUUCGAAGGUUUUUAAAGGUUGAAUCGCCUGGAAAAAUGGCGUUUGAAACGUGUUUUGAAAGCUCAAAAACUGGAAAAAGACGUUGAUUCUAACCGAAUUUUUUUGUGGUUUCCUUGAUUGUUCUGUAAGGAUAGUAUGUAGAAAAUAGUAAGAUUUUGAAUAUUCCUUUUUUUUCAGUUUUGAAUCUUCUUAGUAUUUUAAUAUUCCAGCGGUUGCGGAAAAGAAAACGACGGCGGCUCCGAAAAUGUCGAAAAAGUCAAUGAAGUCGUGAGGAAUGGAAAAGAAGGAAGUGAAACGGCACUUCUUGGCUGUGAUACGCUUCAGACAAGGUUGAUUAUCUUCAAAGAUUGACUAGACUUACUCGACUGGACGACGAACAAGAACUUUUGAAGUUAUAACGAACAACCGCCUCUGGCGAACUAAAAGUCUCGUCGUGAAGUUUAUCAAGUUGAACGGAGAAGUCCAGACGUGUAGUUGAACAAGUUGAUAGAAGAAGUUUAGAGGUGUAGUUGAUCAAACUGAAUCAAGAAGUUUAGACGUGCAGAUGAUCAUUUUGAAAACAUGGUCUUACGGUCCUUCGCCUCGUUCUUCUGCGCGUAGUUCAUUCAGUUGCGCCUUGAAGAGCUCAGAAUGUAGCAAUUCUCGCCAACAGGAUUUUUCAAGAGUAUACAACUGAAAACCAUCUCCUCACAAAAACAUUUUACUUAAAAAAAUACUUUCAACCUCAUUCCCCCAAAAAAAAGUUUCUUACGAUUUAAAAAAGGCGCUAGGAAGGUCUUUCGAAGGUUAUUAUCUUCAAAUCUCCGUUACAAUUUUUUUGGAGGUUUUUUUCUGCGGUUUUCGGUUUAUUUCAAGAGUAGAAGGAAGCAUAAAACUCUAAAUUUGAAACUCUUCAACUAAGGUAAGUUGAACUUAUAAAAUAUUCAAAGAUUUUUCUGAAUUAUUCUGAAUUUUUUUAGCUGAUAAAUCCGAAAGUUAUUUUUUUCAGCCCCGACCAAGAAGUUUUGAAACAGAGCCAAGAAGUUCUCGAGAAUGAAGCCGGCGAAGAAAAAUACGGAGCGCAGUCAAGCCAAGUAAAUAAUUUCGAAUUAUCAAUUUUCUCUUAAAAACUUUCGGAAAGUCUUUUCUCAAAAAUAUUUUCUCGUGUCACUCAAAAAAUUUUUUUCAGGUCCUGCGAAGAUGA